AUGGCGCUGCUGCCCUUCCUGCUAGGUUUCCUCAUCGGCGCCCUGGCGCUGGCUGCGCUCGAGGCGGCGGCGCUCCUGCUGCUGCUCCGCCGCCUCCGCCGCAGGAAGGCUGCGCCGGAGGACGCGCCGCCGGCCGCCGACGAGCUGCCCGGGGAACGCCCCUUCCCCUACGAGAAGCAGGGUUCUCUGUGUAUACUGGAGCCAGAAAAAAUGCCAGAAGUUAGUAAUGAACGCUUGUCAGUUGGAGGUCCCAAAGAGACAAAAGACAAGAAGAAUAUCGUGGAGGUUUUCCCUGCAAAGAAGAUGGCUAAAAUCAAGGGACACUCCCUUUGUUUGUCUGCUCCUGAUGGCUCCCAAGCAACCAUUGAGCUUUUGAACUGCACGGUCCUUGCAGUUUCUGCGUCAAGUAUGCCCUCACGUAAAUGGGCUAAGAGGUACCCAAUAAAAUUAGAAAGCAAGGACAGUGAGAUUUAUAAUGGAAGCAAGGUGUGCUAUCUUUAUACAGACACUUCCUGGGAGAAGGAAUCAUGGUGUAAAGCACUCCGUAUUGCAGCUACUGCUGACAAGGAAAAAUUAAAUUGGCAUGCCAAGCUGAGCGAAAAGUUCCUCAAUUAUAUAUCAUCAUUAAAUUCUGAAUACCCAUGUUUCCUAAAGCCUCCAAUACUCUCUGGUGAGGACCAUGAGGUUAUGGACAGGACAUCAAAGACUGAUGGAUCUUCAAAAGUCCGUCUUUUCCUCAAGAAGUUGGCAAAGAAGGCAUCUACGAAGGCACCCUUAGAUGGCAAAACAAGUUCGGGGUCAUCAGUGCAAGGUGAAAAAAAGAUACUCGAUAAAUUGCGCAGCUAUCAGGGUGCACCAUUUAUUGAAGCAUUAAUAGGUCCACAAGAGGACAAGCUCGGUAGCAGUUCAUCGCAAGAUACUGUAAAAGCCACUGCCCCACCUGCUGCAUUGAAUCAAACUGGACAGCUUUCAACUUCAUCUGAGGUGAAUGCAGAUGAUCGCGUUGCUGAUGAAGGUACACUUUGUUGGAACCUCCUGUCAUCACGGUUGUUUUUCGAUGCUCAAAUGAGUGAUGAGAUAAACAAGGCCAUCAAAGCACGCAUUCAGAGGACUCUGUCAAAUAUGAGGACUCCAUCUUAUGUGGGUGAAAUUACACUUACGAACUUUAGCCUUGGAGAACUUCCACCUUAUGUGCAUGAGAUGAGAGUCCUUCCGCUGGAUCUUAAUGAAUUAUGGGCCUUUGAAGUUGACUUUGAGUAUUCGAGUGGGAUACUGCUGCACAUUGAAACAAGGCUUGAGGUUCAGGAACCGGAGCUGCAAAAGGACAUCAUGAAAAGUAAUUUUGGAGCAGAUGCUAAUGGAGAGGUUGAUUCUGAUCUUCUUGAGAGUAUUGAACAGUAUGGUAACCAAUUUAAAGGCUCGCAUAAAUCAGCUUCUUCAACUGGGGAGAAUGAUGAAGCAGAUGCAUCAAGUCAAUCAAAGAACACUGGAUGGACUUCAGCAUAUAUAUCAAGAUGGAAAACUAUCCUGCACUCAAUAGCCGAUCAUGUCUCGCAGGUUCCUCUUUCUCUGGCAAUAAGGAUUUCAUCUGUUCGAGGUGUCUUGCGGGUGCAUAUGAAGCCCCCUCCUUCUGAUCAAAUUUGGUAUGGAUUUACGUCAAUGCCUGAUCUAGAAUGGGAUUUGGAAUCUUCUGUUGGGGAUAGGAAAAUCACCAACAGUCAUAUCGCUGCACUUAUUGGUAACAGAUUCAAGGCUUCGCUUCGAGAUAGCUUAGUGCUUCCAAAUUGUGAAAGCAUCUCCAUGCCAUGGAUGUUGGCAGAAAAGGAUGACUGGUUACCUCGCAAGGAUGCUCCUUUUAUUUGGCUAAAUCACGAACCCACUGAGAUGAGAAGCCAUGCUACAGUUACACCACCAGCUCACCCUGAGGAAGGUGGCGCAAAUGAUGAUGCUAGUAGCAAAAGGCCGAUGACAAGUUUACCUAAUUCAUCAAGUGGGAGCGAGGAAUCAUUGAGAGCAGUGGCAUCCAUUGACGAGGCAAAACAAGAGCCUAUGGCAGAAGCAUCAUUGCACAGCCAGUCUUCAUCUGCUCCGGUUAGUGAAUCUGUCCAUAGCGAUGGAAAUGAGGAACUGAGGAAGCCGCUGUUGAUCACAGAGAAACUCCAGGAAGAUGCUUCAGAAAGUAGAGUUAUGUCUCCCAUGUCCACAUCUCUGAGGGCAGUGAUACCAGCAGGGGAGCAGCCGCAGGUGUCAGCAUCACCCAUUGGAGAGGACGCGAAGCGAAAAGGCGGGAGGCGAGCUCGGAUGAUGGAUUUCGGGAAGAGGAUGGGAGACAAGCUGGAGGAGAAGAGGCGGACUAUCGAAGAGAAAGGGAGGCAUAUCGUGGAGAAGAUGCGAGAGAAUGCCAGGACCAACAGCAUGGAGAGGACUAGUAACUAG
Messenger RNA from Miscanthus lutarioriparius, 2436 nucleotides. Lineage: Eukaryota; Viridiplantae; Streptophyta; Magnoliopsida; Poales; Poaceae. The record is from the annotation of a GenBank genome assembly.